AUGUUGCAAAGAUUAGUACGGCCGCAGAGCGGUCUGAGUGCUUCGUCGAUUGUCAAGGCCAGCCUUCCUCGAUUUCAAUACCGCAGUCUCCAUAGAGUCCCCCAAUUAGCGAAUGAGCGAUUGUUUAAAGAACAUGGCAUUUCCGAGUUCAUGUCCCCCGAGGCCUUUGACUUUGCCUGGACACAAUACCAAUCGCUGUUGGUGGAGAAGCUGAAUUUGAUGACACAAGACACGGUCGAUGCGGAUUUGGACACACUUGCUCUCGUCAAGAAAUAUGCCAAAAGGCGCGAAACAGCCCAUUUAUUCAACUAUGCCUCUAUGGCCCACAACAACCACUUUUUCUUCCACCGUCUUUCCCCCGUCCAAGUCAAAAUACCCGAGAAACUAAAAUCCGACAUGACCGAAAGCGCCUCAUCUCCCGAGUCCCUCAAACAAGACUUCCUCGCCACCGCCAGCGCCCAAUUCGGCCCAGGCUUCGUCUGGCUUGUUGCUCAAAAGCAAACCGGUCUUCUCAGAAUCCUAUCCACCUAUAACGCCGGCACCCCUUACCCCGAGGCCUUUGCACGACAACAGGGCGUGGAUAUGAACAACGAACCCGCUCCGCCAUCGGGCAAACGAUCAAGCCAAGAUCUCAGUUUCCUUGGUCUUCCCGCGUCCGGUGAAGGAACCCAUGACCUCGCCCCCGGAGGAUUGCCGCUUACUCCACUGCUCUGUGUGAAUACGUGGGAGCACGUCUGGAUGAUGGACCACGGCAUCGGUGGAAAGGACGAAUAUCUCGAGAGAUGGUGGGAUAGAGUUGACUGGAAUGCGGUGGAGGAUGCGCACAAGGCUACACAGGGAUACGGCGCGGGCCCGAAGCUCAACAAACGAAUCCUGUAG
This is a messenger RNA of Talaromyces amestolkiae, 879 nucleotides long. RefSeq lists its product as uncharacterized. Gene Ontology annotation, molecular function: metal ion binding; superoxide dismutase activity. NCBI's taxonomy places the organism in Eukaryota, Fungi, Ascomycota, Eurotiomycetes, Eurotiales, Trichocomaceae. The record is from RefSeq and is a predicted model, not a curated record. Gene Ontology annotation, biological process: superoxide metabolic process. The transcript is spliced from 4 exons. The coding region runs from base 1 to 879 and encodes 292 amino acids.